GGAGUGAUGGCGGCGUCUGCACCCUCCUCCUCUGCCGGCGAACCGGAUCCCAACUCGACAAAUUUACGACCACCGGGCUCAAGCUAUGAUGCUUGGUGUGGAGUUGCUCAUGGAUGUACUAGAAAAUUGGGAAUGAAAAUAUGUGGAUUUUUGCAGAAGAAUAACAGUCUGGAGGAGAGGAGCAGGAUUGUGAGCUCCCUCAAAGAGCGCACGGCCAAGAACCUGCUGUCCUGCGAUAACAUCGGCGGAGACGCGCGUUUCAGACGCACGGAGACGGAUUUCUCCAAUCUGUUCGCCAGAGAUCUUUUGCCUGCCAAAAAUGGAGAGGAACCAACCAUGCAGUUCUUGCUGGAGGUCGUUGAAAUCCUCACCAACUACAUCCGGAAGACCUUUGACAGAUCCACCAAGGUCCUGGACUUCCACCACCCCCACCAGCUGCUGGAGGGCAUGGAGGGCUUCAACCUGGAGCUCUCUGACCAGCCCGAGUCUCUGGAGCAGAUCCUGGUGGACUGCAGGGAUACCCUGAAAUAUGGAGUGAGAACAGGUCACCCCAGGUUCUUUAACCAGCUGUCCACUGGAUUAGACAUCGUUGGGUUGGCAGGAGAGUGGCUUACCUCUACAGCCAACACCAACAUGUUUACCUAUGAGAUCGCCCCUGUCUUUGUUCUAAUGGAGCAGCUGACACUGAAAAAGAUGCGAGAAAUCGUUGGCUGGCCUGACGGAGAGGGUGACGGAAUAUUUUCUCCAGGAGGAGCAAUCUCCAACAUGUACAGUGUGAUGAUCGCCAGAUACAAGUUCUUCCCUGAAGUCAAGACCAAAGGCAUGGCAGCUGCACCCAGACUGGUCCUCUUCACCUCAGAGCAUAGCCACUAUUCCAUCAAGAAAGCCAGUGCAGCUUUGGGCUUUGGAACAGAAAACCUGAUCCUUUUGAAGACAGAUGAGAGAGGGAGAGUCAUUCCUGCUGAUUUGGAAGCCAAAGUAAUAGAGGCCAAGCAAAAGGGGUUUGUUCCCAUGUUUGUGAAUGCCACCGCUGGUACCACCGUCUACGGAGCCUUUGAUCCCAUCAAUGAAAUUGCAGACAUCUGUGAAAAGUACAACAUGUGGCUUCACGUGGAUGGUGCUUGGGGAGGAGGUUUGCUGAUGUCCAGGAAACAUAGACACAAGCUGAACGGAGUGGAGAGGGCCAGCUCAGUCACCUGGAACCCUCAUAAGAUGAUGGGAGUGCCACUGCAGUGCUCUGCCAUUCUGGUCAGAGAGAGGGGAUUACUACAAGGCUGCAACUCCAUGUGUGCUGGCUACCUCUUCCAGCCAGAUAAACAGUACGAUGUCACAUACGACACAGGCGACAAGGCCAUUCAGUGCGGGCGGCAUGUUGAUAUCUUUAAGUUCUGGCUUAUGUGGAAGGCAAAGGGAUCAGUAGGAUUUGAGCAGCAUAUUGACAAGUGCCUGGAUCUCUCAGCGUACCUCUACAAUAAGAUAAAAACCAGAGAGGGCUUCGAGAUGGUGUUUAACGGAGAGCCACAGCACACCAAUGUGUGCUUCUGGUACAUUCCACCGAGCCUGCGAGGCUUGCCUGAUGGUGAAGAGAGGCGGGAGAGGUUGCACAAGGUGGCCCCAAAGAUCAAGGCCAUGAUGAUGGAGUCUGGGACUACGAUGGUAGGCUACCAGCCGCAAGGAGACAAGGUCAACUUCUUCCGCAUGGUCGUCUCCAACACUGCUGCUACCAGGUCAGACAUCGACUUCCUGGUUGAGGAGAUCGAGCGACUGGGGCAUGACUUGUAA
This is a messenger RNA of Xiphias gladius (swordfish), 1782 nucleotides long. RefSeq names its product glutamate decarboxylase 1. Gene Ontology annotation, biological process: GABA biosynthetic process. The record is from RefSeq and is a predicted model, not a curated record. The coding region runs from base 7 to 1782 and encodes 591 amino acids. Gene Ontology annotation, cellular component: presynaptic active zone; cytoplasm. Gene Ontology annotation, molecular function: pyridoxal phosphate binding; glutamate decarboxylase activity. The transcript has 16 exons. Lineage: Eukaryota; Metazoa; Chordata; Actinopteri; Istiophoriformes; Xiphiidae.